AUGGAGCAGAGGAGGACGCAACUGAUGAGAUGGUGGAAGAUGUCUCGGAGCAGACAGGUGGAGCUGCUAAAAGCGUGGCUGAUCAUGUGGAUGCCGAAGAGGCUGCAGAUUAAGGGUCUCCUGCUGGCGUCUCGGAGAACCUGGUUCCCCCUUAAGGGACUCUGGGUGAGUUCUACGUCUCCCGAAUGA
Molecule: messenger RNA, 189 nt
Organism: Prunus armeniaca (apricot)
Lineage: Eukaryota; Viridiplantae; Streptophyta; Magnoliopsida; Rosales; Rosaceae
Source: the annotation of a GenBank genome assembly